GGGAACACUUGAGAAUCUGCCCUCAGGAAUACACAUGUUGCACUUCAGAAAUGGAAGACAAACUAAGCCAGCAAAGCAAACUGGAAUUCGAGAAUCUGAUGGACAAGACAAGCCAUUUUGUCCGCACCACAUUUGUAUCGAGGCACAAGAAAUUCGAUGAAUUUUUCCGAGAGCUCCUGGAGAACGCAGAAAGAUCCUUGAAUGAUAUGUUUGUACGAACAUACGGCAUGUUGUACAUGCAGAAUUCAGAAGUAUUCCAGGACCUCUUCAUAGAACUGAAACGAUAUUACACAGGAGGCAAUGUGAACUUGGAGGAGAUGUUGAAUGACUUCUGGGCCCGUCUAUUAGAGCGAAUGUUCCAGCUCAUAAACCCCCACUAUCAUUUCUCUGAGGACUAUCUAGAGUGCGUGAGCAAAUACACAGACCAGCUUAAGCCUUUUGGAGAUGUACCCAGAAAACUCAAGGUUCAGGUGACGAGAGCUUUCAUCGCGGCAAGGACCUUCGUUCAGGGGCUGACCGUGGGGAGAGAAGUUGCUAACAGGGUAUCUAAGGUGAGUCCCACCCCAGGAUGCAUCCGGGCAUUAAUGAAGAUGCUGUACUGCCCUUAUUGCCGAGGACUGCCCACUGUGAAACCUUGCAAUAACUACUGCCUCAACGUAAUGAAGGGCUGCCUUGCAAACCAAGCAGAUCUGGAUACCGAAUGGAAUCUCUUCGUAGAUGCCAUGCUUUUGGUAGCUGACAGACUAGAGGGACCAUUCAACAUUGAGUCAGUUAUGGAUCCCAUUGAUGUCAAAAUUUCUGAAGCCAUAAUGAACAUGCAAGAAAACAGUGUGCAUGUGACUGGAAAGAGGACUAUCUGGAGGACAAUGCAACAUGGUGUAAUUGACAUUAAAGAAAAACUAAAGCUUUCCAAAAAGUUCUGGUCUACAUUACCCUACACCAUCUGCAAGGAAGAAACAGUGACUGCUGGCAUGUCUAAUGAAGAGGAUUGUUGGAAUGGACACACCAAAGCUAAGUAUCUACCUGAGAUCAUGAAUGAUGGACUCACCAAUCAGAUAAACAAUCCUGAGGUUGAUGUGGACAUCACCCGGCCUGAUACCUACAUAAGACAGCAAAUCAUGGCACUAAGAGUAAUGACCAACAAACUUAAAAAUGCAUACAAUGGGAAUGAUGUGAACUUUCAGGACACAAGUGAGGAGACCAGUGGCUCCGGUAGUGGAAGCGGCUGUACAGAUGACAUUUGUCCAACGGAAUUUGAAUUCAUCACCACAGAAACUCCUCUCAUUGACUCAGGCAGGAGGGAAGUGGACUCUUCAGCCAGCCAGCCAAGCCCAUCUGUCCUCACAGGCUUCCUCCUUCUUACAGUCUUUCUCCUGCAAAGACACUGCAGAUAAUCCCGGCUCCAGUCAGCUCUGACUGCCUUUUAGCUAUUGAAAAAGAACAGAACAGCCAAUUAGCUCCUUUUCUGAUGCCCUCAGACAAUGGACCACACCACCAACCCUUACGGUUUUCUACCAGAAGGAAGCGGCCCUGCACCCUGCCGCAUUUUGGCACUUUCACGGAGAGUGUGCCGGGGCCUAGAAGAGCCUCUUCUGGUUUCCAUCUGGGGAAGGCGAUGUCUGCUUCUCAGCGAUCUCUUCUCUCACACUUUUAUUCUAGAAGACUUUUCGGAAUAUGAUUUGCUUUUAUGCCUCAGAAAGAAAAAAAGGGGGGGUGGAGAUUUAGGGGACCCGACAUGGGCUUUUAUUUUUAUUUCUUUUUUUUUCCAUUACAAAGAAAAAGAGAACAGAAAGAAGAAACAUGUUGAAAAUAAAGCUAUUCCAAGGCCGAAUAAUAAGCACAUACAUAUGCACCCACAGGAAAGCCAAGCCUUCUUAUCUAGGACACUUCUGUAUUGCACUUCAAAUCACCAAAAUGAUGUUAAGUCACUGAGAGAAUAUCUUGGAGUGUGGUGUUUUGUUUUGGGGGUUUUUUUGUAACACAGGUCUAACUAUGUUUAUUCUUAACUGUCAAACAGAAGAGUUGGCGGAGAGGUUUGAAACAGAAAUAGGACACUUUCUGAGAACAAGAGUAGCACCUUUCUGUCCCUUUGCUCUCACCAGUUUGUGUUUGACAACUACCCUGUUUCCCAAAAAAUAAGAGCUCCCCAGAUAAUAAGCCCAAUCGGGCUUUUGAG
Messenger RNA from Thamnophis sirtalis, 2176 nucleotides. The record is from RefSeq and is a predicted model, not a curated record. NCBI's taxonomy places the organism in Eukaryota, Metazoa, Chordata, Lepidosauria, Squamata, Natricidae.